Gossypium raimondii (Peruvian cotton) is the source of this 633-nucleotide messenger RNA. RefSeq lists its product as uncharacterized. Lineage: Eukaryota; Viridiplantae; Streptophyta; Magnoliopsida; Malvales; Malvaceae. The coding region runs from base 1 to 633 and encodes 210 amino acids. The record is from RefSeq and is a predicted model, not a curated record. The transcript has a single exon. Gene Ontology annotation, molecular function: nucleic acid binding; RNA-DNA hybrid ribonuclease activity.
AUGUUCACUUGUACAAACAAUGUAGCUGAAUACGAGGCAUGCAUUUUGGCACUUCAGAUCGCCAUUGAGAAAAAGGUCAUGGUUUUAAAAGUUUUUGGUGACUCGACAUUAGUUCUUUACCAAUUCAGAGGAGAAUGGGAAACAAGGGAUUCUAAACUGAUUCACUAUAAAACAUAUGUCCAAUUUUGUAAUUUGCCAAGAGAAGAAAACCAGUUAGUAGAUGCAUUAGCUACUCUAGCCGCCAUGUUCAAAGUAGGAUCCAAAACAAAAGUGCAACCUAUACUACUAAAGGUCAAGGACUCGAUGACCCACUGCACAGGAGUAAAAUUGAGAACGAAUGGGAAACCAUGGUAUGUUGACAUUAAGCAGUAUUUGCAAUACCAGCAAUACUCAGAUUUCACCUUAGAAAAUGAUAAACAAAUAAUUAGGAGGUUGGCUAUGGGUUUCUUUUUGGACGCUGAGUUUUUGUACAAAAGAGGACAUGACCAAACCCUAUUGAGAUGUGUCGACACAGAAGAGGCGAAUCAGAUAAUGAAGGAAAUCCAUAAUGGAAUAUGUGGAGCACAUAAUAACGGACAUAUGAUGGCAAGGCAAAUCAUGAGGGCUGGAUAUUUCUGGUUAACGUUGGAAUGA